AAAUACCGUUCACGGGGAAGUCCCGCAUUCUUUAAAAUAAUAGAAAACUACUUUAUGGGUGCAUUAUAGUUACUUCGCCAUUUCGUGGUCGCCGACAAAGCGUCACUUCGGUUUCUUCAGGUUGCAAAAAUAUUCCACAGUAGAUAUUAUGCAAGCAAGGACAGAUGAAGCGACAAUGGAAGAACAUGCAGAAAUUGCCGAGCGGCCUGAGGCUGAGGCUGAUAUACGUAAAGGCGACUCGUACAUGUGUCACCACUACGAACGAGACACUUGCCUGAUUCACUUCAAAUGCUGCCCUGAAGAGUUUUGGUUCGCCUGCCACAAAUGUCACAAUGAGGCUCUGGGCUUGGUUGAGGACCUUGAAGAAAAAGGACGAGAGAAUGAGGAACCCGCAAUUGAUCAUUCAGACGAUAAUUACACGCAGGCGACUAGUAUCUCAGGGGAAAUGGAGAAUAGUUCCAACCAGGCUGAAACUAUCAGUGAACUCGAAGGUCUACACAAUGAUGCAUCAACUGGUGAUAAAGUGGAUAGAAAUGAGACUGUUACUGGUGAAACAUCACAUCAACCAUGUAAUACCGUGGAAGGAAGUAGUGAAGGAAAUACUUCAGUAAAUGAAACAGGUCUACAAGAUGAUCCAUCAACUGGUGAGAAAGUGACAACCAAUAAGACUCUUGCCGAUGGAACAUCAGACGAGCCAAGCAAUGACGAAGAGGGAAGAAGCGAAAAAAACACUUCAGUGAAUCAAACAGGUGUACACGAUGAUCCAUUGACUAGUAAGAUAGUGGAAAGAAAUAAGACUGUUACCGGUGGAAUAUCACAUGAAGCAAGGAAUGACGACGAGGGAAGUAGAGGAGAAGUUACUGCAGUAAAUGAAACAGAUCUACACGAUGAUCCAUCAACUAGUGAGAAAGUGGAAAGAAAUAAGACUGUUACCGGUGGAACAUCACAUGAACCAAGCAAUGACGAAGAUGGAAGUACUGAAGAAGUUACUGCAGUAAAUCAAACGGGUCUACACGAUGAUCCAUUGACUAGUAAGAUAGUGGAAAGAAGUAACACUGUUUCCGGUGGAACAUCACAUGAACCAAGCAAUGACGACGAGGGAAGUAGUCAAGAAGUUACUGCAGUAAAUCAAACGGGUGUACACGAUGAUCCAUCGACUAGUGAGAAAGUGGAAAGAAAAAAGGCUGGUACCGAUGGAGCAUCUCAUGAGCCAAGCAAUGAUGAGGAGGGAAGUAGUGCAGAAAGUGCUUCACAAGUCCCACUGGAUGCAACGUCACCUUCCCCUAAAGAAAUUAAGACGAGACAUUCGGUGGCUACUGCAGUGGAUGGAACUCGGCUCAAGUGUAAACAUUGUGGAAAAAAACAAGGGUUUUCCCAGAACUGUGUGUCGUGUGACAAGUCUUUUGCGACCUACUUCUGUGGCAAAUGCAAACUUCUCAUUGAAAAGAACGUCGAUCCUUACCACUGCGACGACUGCGGUAUAUGCAGGGGAAACAAGGCAGAUCACUUCCACUGUAAUGUCUGUAAUGUUUGCAUGGCACUGUCUCUAAAGGAAAACCAUAAAUGUUUUGCUGACAGAGGUCGUGAUAAGUGCGCAAUCUGUUUAGAGGCGGUCUUUUCAGGUGCUGUUAUUCUUCCGUGUCACCACAUGAUUCAUAAAGAUUGCGCUGAAAAGCUUUUUCUCUCUGGAAGCGAUUUAUGUCCUACGUGCCGUAGAAAGAUCUUCCAAGGGGACGACGAGGCAGUGAUCGUGGAAGAGACAGCUCAGCAGACUCCUUCCAUUGAAGGGACUGUUAGUUCUGUUUUCUGUCUGAUAGGGCAGGAAGUAUCUGCUGCAGCAAUCUCUAUUUUCAAUCGGACCAAACGUUGCUUUAAGACAACUGGAUCGUCGGGAAGAGAGAUUGAAAUGGCAAAUUUAUCAAACACCAGAAACGCCACAGUCGGAAACUUAUCUUCUCGAGUAGUUUAGUACCCUGAACAGUUUUUAUUUAGCUUAAUUGUAAUUUUAUUAUUUUUUAAUUGUCUUUCCCAGUUUGUGGGCCAGUAACAUAGCUGGUGGGGAGUGGAAGACGCAUUAUACCAAAUAUGUGAAUCUUAAGACAUCACUUAGGCAAACAUUUUGUUACUUUUCUUACAGUAUAUCCACAAAAUGCUUUUCACGAACGUUAUCUUAAUUGCGCUCCACCAAAGUUAAACGUAAAAGUUAGGCCAUUCAUUUUGUGGCACGCUUAGAGGAAUAAUAGUUUUUUGUGAAAUUCAAGUGUGAAUUGUUGUUCAAGAUCAGUAGUGGUGUUAAAAUCAAAUAUUACUCGGACAUGAGCUAUUUCUAGAGCUCCUUGGUAUGUUAUCGGUAAUGAGGCAGAAACAACAAAAUGAGGCGAAAACAUUGAGCUUGAGACAUAAAUGACAAUUUUUCGGAGUUAAGGAAGCAAUGGUGCUUCAAAACGUCUAUUUCCCAAGCGGAGAAGAUUACAAAAUAGGUGUUAUUCCACUUGAGCCUGCGAUAAUAUGUCAAGAAGGCCAGCACAUUGGUGAAGACAAUGCAGGAUCCCUCCUAAGUUCAGGACAAAAGUGAUGAAGUUAAGACAUGCUUUAAGAUAGGACGGUCUCCUUGUGUGCUGGUUGAGACAUUAAAAGUUUGGGAGUUCGGAGUCGGAAUUUUGGGAGCAUGAUAAGAGAUCUUCGGGAAUAUUACGUAGUGAUCUCCUGAGGCUAACAUUACACCAGAGAAAUUUACAAACGAAGCUUUAUUUCUUUGAUCCACACUUAUCCGUCACGAAAACGGAGAAAUUGGAAAACGAUGACUUGCGAUAAUCAUGUGAUUUCAUCGUCCGAGUUUCCCUCAAACACAAAUCCAAAAUUGCGCAUUUAUAGUGUGGACGAAAAACAUUUGAUGAAUUUCCAGAAUUGAAACGUCGUUUUCAAAGUUCUCCGGCGUAAUGUGCACGAGGCCUAAGACUUGCGUGAAGAGGCUCUUAUGACUUAGGAUAAUUUCGUAAAUAUGGACCCAGUCGCGCAAUAUUUUUACAGUUAAUGCCUGGAAUUUAGCUGCCGAUAGUUUCCAGCACUUUCCUGCACUUAUACCGUUAAGAUCCGAAGGAAACAACUUCUCUCCCACGAGGAAUAUAACAGCCCUUCGAAAAUAGUGAUUGUUUUUAAGGACUGUUGAUGAACUGUAAAAGUAGCGAGGCUCCAACAUUGAAGUAAUGACACUCCGAAAAUAGCGAUCUCAAGUGUAAUUUGACUUUCUGGAAAAUAAAUGCGAGAAAUAAAUUAAAAGAUACAAAAAAAAAAAAAGAAAAAAAAGAAAGAAACCCAUUAUUUUGCCCUGUUGCGACGCAAUUAUACAGUUGAACCUCGUUGUCUCCAACUCAAAUCAUUUUCCCUUGGACAUUUGUUUUCAUCCAUUUACUAUUUUUCGUUUCCCUUAAUAACUCAAGAUAUGCUAAGAUAACAGGCUUCAACUGUAGUAAGACGGAUCGACUCGGAUUAAGAACAAGUUUUCGUAGAAACCACCCACCAUAACGGCAACGGAGUUUCUCGGUUUUAAGAAGAUGCUGCAUGGAAUCGGGGUCUAAUUAAAUUUUGGCGUUAACAAGUUA
Messenger RNA from Orbicella faveolata, 3602 nucleotides. RefSeq lists its product as uncharacterized. Gene Ontology annotation, biological process: ubiquitin-dependent protein catabolic process; protein ubiquitination. Gene Ontology annotation, cellular component: nucleus. Lineage: Eukaryota; Metazoa; Cnidaria; Anthozoa; Scleractinia; Merulinidae. Gene Ontology annotation, molecular function: zinc ion binding; ubiquitin protein ligase activity. The record is from RefSeq and is a predicted model, not a curated record.